UGAAAGCGGAAGUGGCUUGCGCCACUUCCGUCCCGCCCCCCUCCGGCAUCGCGCUGCCGUAGCCGCUCGCUGGCUGUGGGGCUGUGACUCGCGUCGUUUUCUGCCCAGUUUGUUCCCGGGCUUGUUGCGAGUGGGGUGGGACAGGGUAGAGCGUGAUCCUAAAACUAAGAAAGUGGGACAGAGCCCUUCCGCCGACUUGCUCAUUCAUGCCAUUUAUUCAACAGUUUUUUUUGCUGAGGUCCGUCUGUAGUCCAGGAGUGAACAAGAUGCUGAGGGCUAACCUGAGGAAGACAGAAAACAAACUAAUCAACCAAGAUAAUUUCAGAUUAUCCUUUAAGGAAAAUAGAUCAGGGUAAUGUGAUGGGGAGCGACUAGGGACAGUGAGAGCUAGGUUAGAUAGUAAGGAACGCUCUUUGACGAGUGACAGUUGAGUUCUAAAUGAAAAGGGUGAACAAAAAUCGAUGGAAGAGUGUUCCAGGCUGGGAGCAAAUCCAGAAGCCCUGAACUUGGUUGCUGGAGGAACUGAAACUCCCGCCAGGGUAGCGGGAGCAUCGUGAGUGACGGGGACAGAGCGCGGCGCCCAGAAGACGCUCUCAGGAACCAGAGGGGCUUAUGUAGGUCUUACUGCUCCUUGCAACGAGGGGGCUGCGCGAGGUGGGGGCGCCUCGCUCCGGAGGGAGCCCGGCGUCCGGUGUCCACCCCGGCGUCCGGGUGGUGCGUCCCGGGACUGGCAGAGGGCCCCUCGGAGUUCCGCACCGGCCCCCCACCUGAGAAGCGCGCUGGAUCCAGCCGGCUGGCCGACUCCCCGUGACCCCCAGGAUGCCAGAAGCCAGGACCUCCCGCCACGACCCCACGCGAUGGAAGAAGAAGCCGCCGGUGCGCCGCACGGUCAGCCAGAUCUGCCCACCCCCGCGGCGGCCCCUGACCGUGGCCGACAUCCAACCGGGCAUGGAGAACGAGAGGCUGGGGGUCGUGCGAGAUUCCAUGUUUCAGAACCCGCUCAUCGUCAAGGCUGAACUUGGGAAGCCCCGGGAAAGAAGCUGCAGUCUGCCUGGAAUUAAUUUUAAUUACGGACUCUACAUCCGGGGGCAGGAUGGAGGGGUCCCUGAAGCCAUUGGACACUGGAAUGUAUUUAAACAGCAGCCUACCUGCCCCCAUGAGCUGAACCGGAAUUAUAUCGCCAUGAACCGUGGGGCAGUAAAAGCUGGCCUGGUAACUGCCCGGGAGAAUUUCCAUUACCGUCAGCUCAAUGACAUCCGCAUCAGUGACCAGGAUGACCGGCGCCUCAAGAAGGAACCGCCCUCUCUCCCUCCGAAUAUGACGUUCGGGAUCCGGGCACGGCCUUCCACCCCCUUCUUUGAUCUGCUGCAGCAUCGGUACCAGCAGCUAUGGGUGCAGGAACAAAAGGCCAACCAGAAAGCCAUCAAACUGGAGAAAAAGCAUAAGGUGAUCCUUGGGAAACUGUAUGAGACCCGGAGCAGUCAGCUGAGGAAGUACAAGCCGCCUGUGAAGCUGGACGCCCUCUGGCACGUGCCCCACUUCCAGAAGGUGGGUGCCCGUCUCGAUACCUUCCCCACCGAGGCCCAUCGCCAGAGAGCCUUCAAAGCCAACCGGGAAGAGUGUGCCGUGCGCCAGGGAACCCUGCGGAUGGGCAACUACACCCACCCCUAAAGCCUUCUCGACACAGUAGAAAAUUCCCUGAAGGACUCACCUUUCUUGCCCCAACUAACAUAAGACAGUCCCCCAUUGUUCUGCGGCUCUGCCUCGGCCAGAACCUCAGAUUCAGGUCUUAGUUUGAUCGUUUUUGGUAAGAGCCCCCUCUUUAGUUAGCCACACUCGCUUCCCUUAAGCCCCAGUGACCCUCCACUUAGGGACCGCCCUCCUCCUGCAGGCCCCCCACCCUCUCUUCUCAAGCCCUCACCUGAUAAGAGAAACCCAAAAUCCAAGGCAGAUUUUAGACUCCAGGCUAAGGGGCGAUUCUGAGGCUCUGCCCUCAAGUGUUAAGAACAACGCAUGUAUUUGCUGCAGAAAGCGUGACAGCGCCGUGCUUCGAAAGCCCUCCUUUCAUAUUCCAAACAUGAGUUUUAAUGGUUCCUUUUGGGAUUCCUGAUAUCUCUCCACGGCAAUACCAUCUCUCUGGGACCUUUGAGGGCAGGAAGAGCCCACGUUCCUUACUCAGAGCGGCCCUCACCUCCUCAGUGCUGGGCCCAGAUGGGCUCCUCCACAGGCACUGACCUUGGAAGGUCACCCCACCCCCUCCCAAAAGAGAGAGACUUCCGGGGCUGAAAGCACCCAGGCUGGGGCACUUUGCACCUCAAUCUUUCUGCAGGUCCUUUGGCUUCUCCCCACAAAUUAGA
Molecule: messenger RNA, 2357 nt
Organism: Orcinus orca (killer whale)
Lineage: Eukaryota; Metazoa; Chordata; Mammalia; Artiodactyla; Delphinidae
Gene: CFAP77
Product: cilia and flagella associated protein 77
Exons: 7
Coding region: 820-1671 (283 amino acids)
Source: RefSeq, a predicted model, not a curated record